AUGUCGUCUGCCGUGACAAGUGUUCUGAGUUCAACAGUUGGCUUAUUAUGGAACAAGGCUCGCGACUUAACUGCUGCUGAACUUCAAGACGAUGUUACAGAUGCGAAUGUUAGAGAUGCCAAAAUUCGAGAUAAUGUCGUGCGUGAGUUGAACGACUUUAAGAAAAGACGCAGUUGCCUUUCCCGUGCAAGUUUACUCAAAAGCUAUAACUUCCUACAGGGAGGAGUAAAUUUACUCAAUAUUUCGCUGAAUGUAUCAAAACCCGAGCAGCAAGCUGUGCUGAACGACAUUCAAGAUGAUCAAGGUGAAACAUCAACAAUGCCGAGCGCUGGGAUCUCAUACGAAGCCCUGGAAGUUUCUAACGCAAUUGGAAAGAUGAAAGAGUUCGAAUCCGCUAAAGAGAAAUUUAAAAGUGCUCGUAUUGUAGCGACCAAUGCUUUCUGGGAUGAGGAACUAAGCAUUAAAGAUAGAAUCUUUGCCGCAAAACUACGAAUAGUUUCCGAAAUACUGGAGUGCCUCGAAAGUCCUAAAACGGCAAUCACAAGAUGUCUUCCGUUUUUGAAAAAGUUACAUAGAUUACCUGUCAUUCAAAAGAUGUUCUCCAUAUAUCUAGAGGGAAGAUUUGAAUCGCGGAUUUUUAAUCGAGCCUCAAGAGUUCAACGCAUAACAUCUGUUAUGCUAAUUAACUAUGUAUUAUUUCAAUUAAUUCAGAAAUUCAGCAGUGAAUAUUCGUUUGAAGUGCUUGCCUGGCCAACAAUUGAAUUAGAAAGUUUUAGUUUUCACCCGAUAUUACAUUGGCCGAAG
Messenger RNA from Paramuricea clavata, 804 nucleotides. The record is from the annotation of a GenBank genome assembly. NCBI's taxonomy places the organism in Eukaryota, Metazoa, Cnidaria, Anthozoa, Malacalcyonacea, Plexauridae.